Molecule: messenger RNA, 3741 nt
Organism: Penicillium daleae
Lineage: Eukaryota; Fungi; Ascomycota; Eurotiomycetes; Eurotiales; Aspergillaceae
Exons: 2
Coding region: 1-3741 (1246 amino acids)
Molecular function (GO): protein binding
Source: RefSeq, a predicted model, not a curated record
AUGUUUGACCUCUUCGGCUUCGGGAGCGGCAGAGCCAGUCGAGAUGAGAUGCCAGCUGAGCCGCUGCCACCGCUCCAAGCUGCGGUAAAUGCCGAUGCUGUGGAUACUGUUCGUGAUUUAGCGUCCACAGCAGACGCUGCCGAUCUCAUUGCGGCUCUUUGUCGAUCUUGCCAGCUGGGAAAGACUGCAGUUGCCCAGACUUUGAUUGAGUCUGGUCGAUGCGAUCUCAAUGCAACCGCGGAUGGCGAUACACCGUUGUUUCUGGCUGCCAGGAGUCUUGAGCCUGCGAUUGUCAAGCUUUUGCUUCAACAUGGUGCUGAUGUCACCAUCAACUCUCUGAACAAUCCUAGGAGUCCAGUACCUACGGAAGAGGCCCCGGCAUAUACGCCUCUUCAUGGAGUGGUGGAUGAAUUGCAUCGUCAUCGAGGGGAGGAAGACACACCUCGUCUCAAAGAGAUGAUGCAGUUGCUAUUGGAUGCUGGAUGCGAUGUCAACGCACAGAAUCGGAACGGCGAGACAGUACUUCUAUCCUGUCUCCACCAAGAAGUGGCACUCGUCCAGUUUCUGCUUGAGCACGGCGCCGACCCAAAUAUCGUGACCAAGCGUGGUACCACCACCAUGUCAUAUUUUCAUCAUCCUCUGCAAUACCCAGAAUGGUUCAAGGCUCUCAUGGAGCAUGGUGCCCGUUUGGACAUUGGAGUGGAUAGUGAAAAUGGGACUUGUUUACACGCCUUUGCGUCCAAGUGCCAACUUGGAGACCUAUCCUUGUUCAAACCUUAUGUCUCUGAUUGGAAGUUCACUGACGCCAACGGCAACACACUGCUCCAUCUCGCCACCAAAGUGCAUUGUCGUGGGAGCCCAACCGUGACCGAACUUAUGAAGGUUGGCCUAGAUGUGAAUCAAAGGAACCACGCGGGAAAGCAAGCAAUUCAUGUGGUCAACGGUUCGGGUGAACACCUGCAGGCUAUUUUGGAGAUCCUUUGUGCGGCUGGUACAAACAUUGACGCCAAAGACUAUGCUGGACGUACACUGCUCACAGGAGCCAUAUACGAUCACCCGCGUUUCAAUGCUCGUGAACUAAUUCCCGAGCUUAUUGCACGUGGGGCCAAUAUCAAUACGCAGGACCACAAAGGCAAUGGCAUUCUAUUCUACUUGAUUGAGCCAUAUACAUUUCAAUCUGAGUACGUGGAAUUCUUACUGGAGCAAGGAGCGGAUCCAGCUAUGGUUAAUUACCAAGGUGAUACAUUUCUCCACAAGAUGGCAGCCAAUUUAUUCGGGCUGGACUCGGACACAGCUAUCCUGAACAUGAUCAAACUUCUUGAAACGGGGCCAAACGCCGCUACAUGUGCUGUGCAGCCAUGUUUCAGAUCACCUUUUGCGGCAUCCAACGAUGGUGAUAAAUAUGCCAUCGACCUUCUUUUUGAUGCCGGUCUUCGGGAAGCACUGAAUGUUUCCGACCACCAGGGGAUUCGUCCUAUCCAUCUAGCAGCUUCAGUCUCGGAGAUUUUAGUUGGCAGACUUAUCUCCCACGGAGCGGAUACUACUGCUACCACCAAAGAUGGGCGAAAUCUGUUGCACAUUGCGUCCAUGGCCCGCCAAAGCAACACUGUUGGAAUGCUGUUGGAUCAUUAUGCCCCCGAAGUUUUGACAUCUUUGGUCAAUGCCCAGUCAGAAGAUGGCCGAACACCCCUGCACUUGGCAUGUCUCUCUGGAAGAAUAGAGACAGUCAGGCUUCUCCUCGCACAUGGGGCAAAUAUUCAUCUUGAAGACAAGAAGAAAUGGCUCCCCUUGGAUAUCUGCGCUUUGUCACUUGCUGAGGACCAGCUUUGGCAGAAGGCUGACGACCAAGGGAACUUGUUUAAUACAGUCUCUGCAGCUGGAAUUUUGGCUAGCGACCAUGAGAGACCGAAGGUACCCGCUCGAAAAAACCAAAAGCGUAAGGAUCACAAGAGCUUUGGAUGGAAGGGAGAGAUUACCUCUGAAAGCGCUACGCUUGGAGUGGGGCGGAUCGUUCGAUUGCUGGCACAGCAUGGCGCUUUGGUGCCGAAGGAUCAGAAGAGGCAUCGGGUUAGCCCCUUAUUUCAUGCGGUAUCAGAGGGAAAUGAGGAGAUGGCCACAGAACUUAACAGAUCGUCUAAGGAACUGGGAAUUGAACUUGAAAAACAUCGGUCUCUCGAUACCGACCGUUGUUUGCUGCGCUCGCAGCAUAUCCCAGCGCUCUUCAGGGAGCGGUUCAAGUCUUUUAUCUCCGACAAAGACAUUGUGGAGAUGGUACUCCUAGGCCACGAUCAAGAGGUGGUACAGGCUUUGGAGGAGAAUUUAAACACCAUCGAAAACAAGUCUUCCCUUCAGCCAGUCCUGAUCUUGCUUGCAAGAUGGGGAUACCCGGAACUUUUCGAGCAAAUUGGACGCCUCAUGUUGGACGUGGACCCUGAAUGGAUCAACAAGAGUGGCAGGGUAUUUUUGGGAAGCGGUGAUAUGGCUCCGUCUCUUUUGGCUGCUGCUCAGCGUGCCCUUCCAAACCUGGAAGUAAUCAAGGUCAUCGUUGAAAAUUUCCAUGCGGAUGUCAAUAUUCGAUUCCAAGCAGGCAUGGGAGUGACGCCAAAGGUCUACUUCCAAUCCACAAUGGCUCAAAGGAGACAGUUCAAGCCAGGUGAUACAGUUCUUCAUUACUUGGCUCAGGGUAUACAUUGGUGGCACGAAAAGGCUAUUGAAUACCUUAUUCAGCACGGUGCCGAUCCCAACGCCCGUAACGCCCAGGGCAAGACUCCUCUUUGUGUGGCAGUGAACCAAGGUGAACUAGCAGGCCAUCGACAGAAAGAAAUUGUUCAAACCUUGCUUGAUGGCGGAGCCGACCCCAAUCUCACUGCGACAUGUGGCUUUACACCGCUUGCAAUGUCGACUCACAGCCCUCAGUUGUUCCAAAUCCUGAUUGACAAUGGAGCCUAUCCAUCCGAGGAUCAUCCCAUGGAAUUGUUCUCAGCACUGUCUAACUUCAAAGAUGAUGUGGUCACUGCUCUCCUGGGAAUGGACCUCGACGCAAACACGACAGGUUUAUCCGAUGCUCUGCCACACUGGCACACCCCUCGGAUCGCAAAGAUCUCUCAGAGUCAAGGAACUGUCCUGCAUCCUCUUGAAUACAUUUCCAUGAUGCCUUUCAAUGAGCCCCACAGUCAAUACCACUCAAUCCGAAUGGUUCGUCUUUUGCUGGAGCAUGGAGCGGAUCCAUUCUUCCACACUAGUGAAGACACCCUUAUCCUGCACGAGAUCUUUUCUGGUGGAGGAAUAAUCAAACCGUGGCUUGAAAUGCCUGACCUUGACCUCGAACGACGUGACCCUCGUGGACGGACAUUACUACUGGCUGCUGCAAGGUCCACAUUUGGUACAAAUUCAUAUGCAUGCACAGUGCCUCUCUUUCCGCACAGAGGUGGACGCAUUCAAACGAACUCAUGGCAGGAGGGUGACCCAACACGUGCCAUGUUCCUGUAUGAGCGUGGUGCAAAUCUUACUGCAGUGGACAAUAAUGGAAAUAACGUCCUGCAUUUUUUGGCCCGCCUUGAGAAAAAUGACAAGUUUGCUCAAGAGGAAUUCCGGCGAACGAUGAACUUGUUCGUGGAGAAGGCUCCUGAGCUUGUGGAUCAGGUUAACUCUCUUGGUCAGACCCCAGUGUCAAUUGCCCGAGGUUGUGGUACUGAAUGGGCUGUGGAAAUCUUGGAGAAGGUGUCUAUGGAUGAAGAAUAA